GUUUUAAGAUAGUACGUUACGUGUGGUCACGCUCGAUAGAAAUUUGUCUCCGAUCCAAUGAAUUUAGCAUCCAUUGACAAUAUCAUACGUGGGGCUCGACUUCAGACAUCAUCAAAUGACUCGAGUUAUCAAAAUUUUUUGGAUCGUUUAGUUUUGCCUGGAAUGGUUUUUGAAUUAUCUGGACCUUAUGAUGGGCCUGUAUCAUGGUCUAUUGGUCCAGGUCUUGUCUGUGUGCCGAUGUCUAGAAUGAAACCUGGAGUGGGGAAAAACAAAAUGGUGGAUUCGAUUUUAGUAAGACAGUUCGGAAUCUUAAAAUUCAAAUGUAAGAAGUUGGAAGGAACAGACUCAACGGAUACAAUCAAGCGUUUUAAACUCGGAAAUUCAUUGAGUGAUUUGAGAUCAGAAAAUUUCAUUUGGGUAGAAUGCCUUGUGUCUAAUGGUUCAGUAACUACAUUACUUCCACUUACUCGUCUCUCAUACCGUUGUCAUGUGGGACAGUUUCAACCAGAGGACAAGGUUAUUGGUGUUGUAAUGAAAAAAGCUGGUGAAUCGUUUGUAGUUGAUAUAGGUUGUGCUUCUCCGGCUAUUCUCAAUUACUUAUCAUUCGAAGGUUCUUCCAAAAAGAAUCGUCCUGACAUUAAUGCAGGUGAUGUUCUUUAUGCCAUGAUUACACGAGCCGACAGAGAUUUAGAGAUUGAAUUGUCAUGUGUUGAUGAGGCGGGGAAAGCUUGUGGAAUGGGUAUCCUUGGUCGCCAUGAACCUGGAACUGUUGGUAAUGCUGGAGGUCGGUCUGGUGGUAUACUGUUACACUGUACACAAGAUUUGGUCAGGCGGUUAGGCAAUCAAGAUGAAUUUCCUCUAUUAAAACUUUUAUCUAAGGUGUAUCCUUUUGAAAUAUUCCUAGGUUCAAAUGGACGAAUAUGGUUAACAGCUGGUUCUGCUAGAGAAAUAAUGAUAUUAGCCAAUGCAAUAGCUAUUACUGAACAUAUAUCAACGAAUGAAUGUUGUCAAUUAGCUAAAGAACUUUGUUAAGUCUUUUUUACAUUUUGAUAAAAUGUCUUUUUUUCUCUUCUUUAAAUUAAAUUUGAAUAUUGUACAUAUUUAUAUUGAUAUUGUACAUUUGUAAGUCUAUUUUGUAUCUAAUAGAUUAAAGUUUACUUUGUUUUAAAAAAAAUUGUUAGUUGAGAAAUAAUACAUGGAAGUAAAGUUAAUUGGAAUUACAAUUUGUAAUGUGAAUUAAAAUAGAAUGUUUC
This is a messenger RNA of Schistosoma guineensis, 1253 nucleotides long. NCBI's taxonomy places the organism in Eukaryota, Metazoa, Platyhelminthes, Trematoda, Strigeidida, Schistosomatidae. The record is from the annotation of a GenBank genome assembly.